GUCUGGUUGUAAUGAAGUCUCACUCUUCGCCGCUGGAUGGCACAUGAAUAACAGUCUCUCCUCCUCAACAUCAGUUCAUUGCGCAGUUCGGAUCAUGUUUAUCAAGCGCUCUUCUUUUCCCACGCACCACUUUGCGGAAUUUUGCCUGUUUCGGGGGAAAUCUUUAUAGCAGCUUGCGCAAGGAAGAGUUCACGUGAAUUUCCUCUGUGUGUAAGGCUUCUCCAAACGACAUGAGGGUUAGACCCCUCCAAGAGCUGGACAUCUAUGGUUCCUCUCUCCCCACAUCCUAAGGCAGAGGGACUCAUUCCUGAUUCUGGUCCCAGUUAUUCCCCCUCCCCAAGUCUUUCCCUAAUUCAUGAGCCAGCAGGAUGCAUCAUCUGUGCGAGCCCUCUCUGAGCGUCUCCUCAUAGCCUCGCACAAGGGCCAAGCUGAUCAUGUGGUUCAGCUCAUCAACAAAGGGGCCAAGGUAGCCAUUACCAAGAAUGGCAGAACCCCUCUGCAUUUGGCUGCCUAUAAGGGCCACAUUGUCGUUGUGAGAAUUCUUCUGGCAGCUGGGUGUGACCUGGAUAUUCAGGAUGAUGGUGACCAGACGGCUUUACACAGAGCAGCUGUGGUGGGAAACGCUGAUGUCAUUUCAGCUCUCAUUCAGGAAGGAUGUGCACUAGAUAGACAAGACAAGGAUGGGAACACGGCGUUACACGAGGCUGCAUGGCACGGCUUCGGUCAGUCAAACAAACUGCUAAUGAAGGACCCAACCAACAUUCAAAAAAAAAACAAGGCAGGAAACACGGCUCUUCAUCUGGCGUGUCAGAACGGUCACGCUCAAAGCUCAAAAGUCCUGCUGCUGGGCGGCUCUUGUCCUGACAGUAAGAACAGCGUUGGUGACACGUGUCUGCAUGUGUCUGCGCGAUAUAACCAUGUGAGUGUGAUCCGAGCGCUCCUGAGUGCCAUCUGCUCAGUGACUGAAAGAAAUCAUGCGGGAGACACGGCUUUACAUAUCGCAGCUGCUCUGAAUCACAGGAAGACUGUACGCAUGUUACUGGAGGCUGGGGCCGACAGCCGCAUCAAAAACAAUACGGGAGAGACGGCCCUCGAUCAGGCUCGUGAAAAUGAUAAUCCUGAAGUGGCACUGCUGCUCACCAAAGCUCCACAGAUCUUCACUCGAGGACGCACUGUGAGGAAGAGGAGGGACAAGAUGAAGACUGAGCGGCGAGCACAGUCAGUCCCACGUGAUGAGAUGCUGGCGAGAAAGGGCAGUGUAUCUCCUGUAAAUGACACUCAUGGCAGUGAUAAUGACAAUGUGUGUGUCACAGAGGCACGUGCGAACAAAAACAGUGAGAAGAAAGUCAAAGAGAGGCUGUCGCUGUCAGAUGCCCUCAUUCAAAGACAAAAUAAACACAGUGAUCAUAAGAAGAAGAGUAAAACAGAAAGUUCAUCAGCUCUUCCUCAUAACUACAAAGCGUUCCAGCUCUAUACUCUCUACAGAGGCAAAGAUGGCAAGAUCAUGCAGUCCCCGUUGAAUGGCUGCAGGUGUGAACCUCUCAUUAACAGACUGGAGAAUCAGCUCGUGGCCACUAAAGAGGAGAUACAGUCAGAGAUUCACACUGUACAGGAGCUCAUGAACGGCAAGAUGGGCCAAAUAGAGCGCAAGAACAAGCAUCAGAUCAGAGCUCUAGAUAAGAUCACUUUAGAGAGAGUGUCUGCUGAGAGGAUUGAAUGUUUACAUCGCAUUGACAAGCGAGCCAUACAAGAGCGCUUGGAAGGUGAAAAAAGACAGGCGUCAGUGGUCAGUGAUCUCAAGAACUGGUGUGUUUCGAAGAUCCAAAGUUUGGAGACGCGUCUUUCUGGCGAUCGCAGCAACACUAAGUUACAGCGCUCCUCGUCCCUCAAAGACACGCUUUCAGAUUGUGAUCCCCGUUCCCACACAGCUCUACCGCAAACAUCUGGUGCCAAAGCCUGCUACUCUCCAUCAACAAACCAACCAGAGCCCAAAGAUGGACGAGAGACUGUAGCAGCGAGCACGAGUGCUGAGGAUGGAUCAGCUGGUUACUAUGUGAUUGAGGUGGACCGCGUCUCGCCGGAAAAGCAGUCAGCACAGAAUCAAUCUGCACCCCCGUCUCCUUGUAUAGUCCGACCUAAGCAACGAUCCCGGGCCUGUAGUGACCCUCACCGAGCGCAAGAUGGGCCUCUGGAGCUGAGACCUGUCCCUGAUCAGUGCUGCGAGCACAGGAACCUCAAAAGAGCAAAGACCAAACAAAACGCUCAAACCGUGACGAGUUUAGGAGACCCGCACACAACCGAGGCUUCCUUCGCCCAGGAGCGGGAAAACAUGCACGCGCUGGAGGUUACGCAGUACUUUUUUGAGGCAGUGACUGUGCAGAUGGAGCGCUGGUAUGAACACAAGAUUGAAGAAGCACGCUGGCAGGCCAACCAGAGAGUCCAGGCUGACAGAGCCGCUCUGCUGGACAGAAUAAGCUACCUUGAGGAAGAACUCAGACUGCUGAGAACUAACGAGCAGCAGGAGAGCUAGUACAGAAGAUAACACUAGUGUAGCGUCCGCAUGGAUGAGUGAAGUUCAAUAGAGCAGCUAACACAUCAGCAGCAAACGUCAGGAGAAGUAGCACCUAAACACUUCAAGUUUACACUAGUUUAUCACACAGUUCAUAAUGGAGAGCACUCGCAUUCUUAGCACUGUAGUGGGCAUUAGCAUAAACUGUCUGCUGAGGCUUGUUGCCGCCAGAGUAACACAAGAAUGCACUUUAUGUACAUGCUGCCAGAGCCCUGUUCAAGACUUUGUGUCUGUGUUUGCGUGCUUGCGUUGGCUUUACACACUAACCGUCACUGCCAAAGAUCUGUUCCAACUCCAGGUUUUAACCUCUUUGAUAGUGCACUACAAAGCUAAGUCUGUUUUAUUGUAAAAGGACAAAAAUGUAAUGCAUACUGUAUAACGUAAAUGUGUAUUCUUAAUUAAGAAUAAGGCAUGAACACAUUUAUUCCAGUGCUAGUCCUCAAAUUUGCUGAAAGUGUCGAAAUUUUGCCACUACUUUUGAGGAUUGUCAGAUCAUAUAAAACCAGUGAACGCUGACAAAUAAAAGUAAGAAAAUCCAUCACAGCAAACACCGUGAUAUAAGCAAGUAUUCGUUUUUGUAUAUGGUCUUUAUCGCACAAAAUGAAAUGUCUUAACCUGUGAUGCUGAACUGAGGAUGUUGAUGUAGUUUGUAGGGGAAGUAGAAGAACACAAUGAAAUAAGUGUUUGUAACAGAUUUGCAUGUGUGAAUGUUUCAUUUGGAAGGUAAGUCGUCUAAUUUAACAGUUUUUAAUCAUUACUUUAAAAACAUUCAGCAAAAAACUGUCCCUUUCUGUAUUUUGAGGUUAAAAUCACUCAACUAUAACUGUGAUCCGGUGUGAAAGGCCCACUUUUCACCAUCCAAUCAAACAUGAAUGUCAUUUUAUGUUGAUUUUUAAGUUGCUGGUCAUUCUUUCAGCGACACUUAACCUCACACUGCUCCAUGAAGACUGACCUAUAAUGUGUAGAUUGUUUUAAGUGUUGUUGAAAUGAUUAAAAUGUAAAAUAAUCAUAUUGCCAGUGACUAUUGAUGUUGAACUAUGUAACCGCAACUGUCUUGACAAACGUUAACAACUAAUAUGUAAUUUUGUUUUUCGUAUUUUUAUAUAUAUACAUGUACAAAUACUAGAAUAAUUGUUUACAGCUGCUUCAAAUGGAACAUUAUUAUUUACUAUAUAAGACAGCUGUGUGAUCUGUCACAAAUGAAUGUUUAUUAAACUA
Cyprinus carpio (common carp) is the source of this 3787-nucleotide messenger RNA. Its product is annotated as ankyrin repeat domain-containing protein 6-like. The coding region runs from base 356 to 2530 and encodes 724 amino acids. The record is from RefSeq and is a predicted model, not a curated record. The transcript is spliced from 16 exons. NCBI's taxonomy places the organism in Eukaryota, Metazoa, Chordata, Actinopteri, Cypriniformes, Cyprinidae. Gene Ontology annotation, molecular function: protein binding.